Messenger RNA from Entelurus aequoreus (snake pipefish), 1993 nucleotides. RefSeq names its product cytochrome P450 27C1-like. Lineage: Eukaryota; Metazoa; Chordata; Actinopteri; Syngnathiformes; Syngnathidae. The record is from RefSeq and is a predicted model, not a curated record. Gene Ontology annotation, molecular function: monooxygenase activity; iron ion binding; oxidoreductase activity, acting on paired donors, with incorporation or reduction of molecular oxygen. Gene Ontology annotation, cellular component: mitochondrial inner membrane. The transcript is spliced from 4 exons. The coding region runs from base 471 to 1163 and encodes 230 amino acids. Gene Ontology annotation, biological process: cellular response to peptide hormone stimulus; cholesterol metabolic process; C21-steroid hormone biosynthetic process.
AUGAUAUAUUGGUUUUGAAAGUGAAACAUAUCAAAAAUGGCCCCUGCAUGCCUAUGUGUAAAAGUUGGGACCCCUGCUGAACUCUUACUCGAGUACAAUGCUUGCUACUGGACCACCUGUGAGGUUCAGUUCCUCGUCAGACAAUAAUACCGGACUGACCUCCCGGGUGUACCCGUGACUCAUCAUGACCACAUUCUUGGGCGGGGAAGCGAGAAGACUGAAUGCAGGAAUCCAGACGUACGUAAGCCAAGCAGGGCAAGUCCAGUGUGGGAACAUGACACGUGUGUGACACAUUCAAGUGUGUGGAAAGUCAUCACAACGAGCUGUGAUGUCAUCAGCAGCGCCAAAGGAAAUGUCAAGUGUGUGUGUGGGAGCCUCUCCGUGCGGAAUCUGAUCCCUCGCUAUUUUUAUUCCCACAAAGUGUGGCUGGAUUUAGCCCACCUAAUGAAAGUACAGUUCCACGCUGAUUCAUGACGAGCUUUAGAAGGACUGUGAGUGCAGCUGGCGUCUGCUCGCCGAGCAUCUUACGCAACACUCUUAUAUCACCUCAGUCAAUGAAAGCUGCCCCACACUCAACAUGUGUGUCCUUCCAGACCUCCUUCACGCUCUCCUGGGCCAGCUACCUGCUGGCCAGACACCCUGAGAUCCAGGAGCAGAUCUACGCGGAGGUGGAGAGGACUUUGGGCCCUCGAGCUGUCGCCACGGCCGACGACGUCCCUCGUCUGCCUCUGAUCAGAGGCCUGGUCAAAGAGACUCUCAGGCUUUUUCCAGUUCUCCCUGGCAAUGGCCGGAUCACCCAGGACGACCUGGUGGUGGGCGGAUACUUCAUCCCCAAAGGGACUCAGUUGGCCCUGUGUCACUACUCCACUUCCCUGGAAGAGGAGAACUUCGCCGACGCCUUGGACUUCCGGCCGGAUCGCUGGAUCCGAAAGGACUCCUCGGAUCGCGUGGACAACUUUGGCUCCAUUCCCUUCGGCUACGGCAUCAGGAGUUGCAUCGGCAAGAGGAUAGCGGAGCUGGAGAUGCACCUGGUCCUGACUCGGCUGGUUCAGAGGUUCCACAUCGGCACGUCUGCGCUCUCCGCCGACGUCAAGGCCAAAACGCACGGCCUCCUGUGCCCUGCAGACCCCAUCCACCUGCAGUUCACCGACAGGAACAACUAGGGAGGGAUCUUCUUCAUAUUCUGACCAACUGUACUGUUCAUGUAUGACUAGUUCAGGGGUCGGCAACCCCGCAUGCGGCUCUUUAGCGCCGCCCUAGUGGCUCUCUGGAGCUUUUUGAAAAAUGUAUGAAAAAUGGAAAAAGAUGAGGGGAAAACAUAUAUUUUUUGUUUUAAUAUGGUUUCUGUAGGAAGACAAACAUGACACAAACCUCCCUAAUUGUUAUAAAGCACACUGUUUAUAUUAAACAUCCCUCACUGAUUCGAGUAUUUGGCGAGCGCCGUUUUGUCCGACUAAUUUUGGCGGUCCUUGAACUCACCGCAGUUUGUUUCCAUGUAUAACUUUCUCCGACUUUCUAGGACGUGUUUUAUGCCACUUCUUUUCCUGUCUCAUUUUGUCCACCACACUGUAAACGUUGUGCGUGAAGGCACAAAGGUGAGUUUUGUGGAUGUUAUUGACUUGUGUGGAGUGCUAUUCAGACAUAUUUGGUCACUGCAUUAAUGCUAGCUAAUCGAUGCUAACAUGAUAUUUAGGCUAGCUAUAUGUACAUAUUGCAUCAUUAUGCCUCAUUUGUAGCUAUGUUUGAGCUCAUUUGGUUUCCUUUAAGUCAUCUUAAUUCAAUUUAUAUCUCAUGACACACUAUCUGUAUGUAAUAUGGCUUUUAAUUUUUUGCGGCUCCAGACAGAUUUGUUUUUGUAUUUUUGGUCCAAUAUGGCUCUUUCAACAUUUUGGGUUGCCGACCCCUGCGUUUUUGUGGGAACUCAUCCUUCUGUUUUACUGAGGUUUUACUCAGACUUGGUGUAGCAAUGUGGACAAAUUGUUGUUUUCAUCUA